Molecule: messenger RNA, 1070 nt
Organism: Monodelphis domestica (gray short-tailed opossum)
Lineage: Eukaryota; Metazoa; Chordata; Mammalia; Didelphimorphia; Didelphidae
Source: RefSeq, a predicted model, not a curated record
AUGAGUACAUGUAAAACGAUACAUAAGCUGAAAUAUAAAGUGGGGAGGUCACGCCUUGACUGCUCCAGUAAUCUAAAGGAGACAAAGCCUAGCAGGAGAGGGGCGUCCGCACCUUUUCUUGUGGGGAGGUGGAGGCGUGGAAGGGGAUGCGUAGUUCAAGGGAGACUCCCCACUGGACGUCGGACGGCCGUCCCUACUUCAACAUCCCCGGUCCACCCUCCGCUCUGCGUGCCCUGUAACCAGGGCGCAGGGAGGAUACUGCGGGUGGGCGCUGCGGACGUCUCUGCGUCAAGCUCGGCGGUCGGCGGACGGAGGUGCGGCUCCCUGGCUGAGCCUCGCCUCGCCUCGCCUCGCCCGCCAGCUCGGCCGCCCCCCCCACCUUCCUCCUCCCCUCCUCCCCCCCCCCCCCCCAGCUCCCCCUCCUUCUCUCUCUCGCUGCCUUUAAACAGCCGCUUCAUGGGAGGGCCGGGCCCAUGUGCGCCUCCGUCACACACAUACACACACACUCACACAUACACACACUCGCUCAUCCUGCGCUCCCUCGCCUUCACUGACACACACGCGUACGCCUACACCCACACCCACACCUACACCUGCACCUACACCCACACCCCGACCCACACGCACAUCAGUCUCUACACCUCUACACAUUCUCUACAGACCACGCACCAGGCGUCCGCCUGCCCGCAGCAGCCAGCACCGCCGCCUCCGACACCGCCGCCGGCCCUCCGACAGCCGCAGCUGCCGCCGCAGCCCCCGCCACCGGCACCCCCGCCACCGCCGCCUCUGCCGCCUCCGCAGCUGCCAGCCUACGGGACCCUCCUGCUGCUGCCCCCGCCGCUGCCGCUGCCCCCGCCGCUGCCGCUAGCCCCGCCACUGCCGUUGCCCCCGCCGCCCCCGCCUCUGCCAUUUCUGGGAUUCUGCCCCGGACCCAGCUGCGUGGUAUACAUGGGACCUUGAACAUAGAAAUCCAAGAAAGCUCCAGACAGUCAUCGUGAAUUGUUUUGAAAGUUCCUCCAGCCUUUUUCUUCAUAUUAAGUUGUAAAAUAUACAUAUAUUAUAAAAUUUGA